Messenger RNA from Dentiscutata heterogama, 176 nucleotides. NCBI's taxonomy places the organism in Eukaryota, Fungi, Glomeromycota, Glomeromycetes, Diversisporales, Gigasporaceae. The record is from the annotation of a GenBank genome assembly.
CCGAAGAGGACAUUUUAAGAGUGCCUAGUGAAAAGGAAAUAAAAGAAUCAAAGCGAUUAGAAGCCUCGAGAACGAGUUCAGGAAAAGAAAAUUCGGGAGAGUCACGUCAAUCUUAUCAAACUUUGACGUUUCCCGGAAAUACAGAAAUUAAUACCAAUCUUAAGGAUAUGCAAUAA